AUGAAGAGUAAAAAGGGAAGUAAGAAGCGUGCAGCAGCACCGGAUCCAGAUCUUCCAACUGUUAAAGACAUCGUUGAACUUGGUAAUGGAGAGGCUGCAGACGGAGUCCUUGUUGAGGAUGAUCUGAAUGAACCAACCAUGGGAGAAAAACUUGAAAGUUUAAAUUUAUUAGAUAAUGAUGGACUAAAGAGCCAAGAUAAAGAAGACUCUUCUCUCAAUGCAAAGCCUCCAAGUGCAGACUCUGUUCAUAUUUUACUUAAACAAGCACUACAUGCUGAAGACCGUGCCCUUCUAUUAGAUUGCUUAUACACCCAAGAUGAGAAGGUCAUUGCAAAGUCUAUCUCACUAUUGAAUCCAUCUGGUGUUUUGAAGCUCUUACAAUCUCUCAUUUCUAUUAUUCAGUCGAGGGGUGCAAUUUUGGCAUGUGCACUUCCAUGGUUGAGAAGUCUACUUCUUCAACAUGCAAGUGGUAUAGUGUCCCAAGAAUCUUCUUUAAGUGCCUUGAACUCCUUGUAUCAGCUCGUUGAGUCCAGAGUUUCCACAUUUCAGUCAUCUCUUCAACUAUCAAGUGUCUUAGACUUACUUUAUACAGGGGUACUUGAUGAUGUGGAUGAGACUGGCACCACAAUUCCUGUUGUUUAUGAGGACAAUGAUGACAGUGAUGAAGAGGAAUCUGAGGAUGCCAUGGACACCGAUCAAGACGAUGAAGAUGAAGAGGAGUCAGAUGCAGCACUUGAUGGUGUUAGUGAUUUUGAAGGAAUUGAGGACAUAAGUGAUUGA
This is a messenger RNA of Prunus armeniaca (apricot), 780 nucleotides long. The record is from the annotation of a GenBank genome assembly. Lineage: Eukaryota; Viridiplantae; Streptophyta; Magnoliopsida; Rosales; Rosaceae.